AUCGAAAAAAGAGCGAUGGGAAGCGUUGACGGUCGAGUCACCGGCCGAUGGGCCCGAGCGCCACUGGCAGCGCUGCUCGGCCUGGUCGCCAUGGUGACCGACCUGGACGGCGGCCGCCCCGACCACCCAGCCAGCUUCCUGUACUUCAGCUACGGCAGCAACCUGCUGCAGCAGAGGCUCCGGCUCAACAACCCCUCGGCCGUGAAAGUCAACGUGGGCUGUCUGAAGGGCUACAAACUUGCAUUUGGAAUUCACAAUAACACUUACAGCAGAUGGGGUGGAGCGUCAGCCACCAUUGUCCGUAGCUCUGAAGAUGAAGUGUGGGGAGUUGUUUGGCGCCUGAACCUUUCUGAGCUUGACUCUCUGGAUAAACAAGAAGGUGUACCAGAUGGGCAUUACAAUCCAAUAGAGGUAAUAAUUAAGCAAAUAAGCCCAGGAGAAGAUCAACUGUGCCGGUCCUAUCAGAUGAAUGUUUCCAAUUAUUCCUUUCCAUCACAGAUUUACAAAGAGGUAAUUUGUACAGGGGCAAAACAAAAUGGGCUGCCUGCUGAAUAUGUGGAGAAGCUGCUUGACAUAGAAACUAACAGUUAUAACGGAACAACACCAUUUAUAUUGGACAUUAAAGAGAUGCUAAAUCAAGUAAAAAACAAUCUAAAUCCUCUCACUAGUUUUGGGAAAGUUGCAGUCUCUUUGUAGUAGAAUUUUGGAUAUUUUAAAUGCGCUGAAUUUGCUUUGAGGCUGUUCUUGUGAGAAGUGCAAUUUUUAUAGAGAUGAAGUACAAUGAAAUCAGCUUUAGGCGGACGGACGCUGGUUAACUCAAACAUAACGGUCAGCCCCGAUUCACUUGCAUCCUUACCUGUUUUAAAUAUGCCAGUUAAUUCGGACAAAAAUCUGGUUAUUCCGGUCAAAAUGGCACGCUGGUCGCCACUGUAUGUCAAGUGGCUCCAAUCAGCCACGAGGGGCUGCACGAUAGAGAUGGGUGGAGUCUAAGAUUGUUUGACAACGGACUCCAGCCUUUCACCAGCGGGUGGAGUUGGGCUGUCAAUCAGUGGGGGGGCGGAGAAAUGGGGAAGAAUAAAGGAGGGAAAUGAUGAUUGAUUGACAGCUGAGCCACUUGUGAAUGGGUCGAGCCCAAACAUUCACAGCCGCCUCCGAGGCUGUCAACCACCUCAGUGCAGCACCAAUUGGUCCCCUUCCCGUCCAGUGGGAACGGCAGUGGGAGGGAGGAGGAGCCACCGCUGCUCCUCUGCUGGCGUGAAGUUAUUUUGCAGCCUAACAAAAUAAAUAUAUUUCACUGAAUUCUGUGAGAGUACAGUAUUUUCAUUCCGGGGUUAAAAUACUCGGUGUCCUGUUUGGUUAGUUAACAAUGCUUCAAGCAAAACAACAUUAUUACAUAUUAUUAUACGGUGUCGGCAGCACUCUGCUGGGCAGGAAUGGUAUUUCAGCUAACCUCGGACACCUCUUAACCAGACAAAACAGAUAUCCCCGAUGUGUCCGGCUUAACAGGCUGUAAUUUACAGUAGUUUAUUUGUGGGUGAUUUGCAAACUAGAAAUAUGUGGUAUAAUGAAGAGUACAUUUUGGAAAUGGAAUUGUGCACAAGCAUGUAAUGCAUAGAUCUUCUGUUUUGAAAUGUUUAUUUUCUGCAAUAUUUUCAUGGUUACUUUUACCAGUUUCACUGGUUCUGGCAGCUUAUCGGUCAUUUCAGCUAUUGUUUCAUUGAUUAUCAAAAACUGAGUAAAAUAGAAUUAAAUUAGUGAUCAAC
This is a messenger RNA of Callorhinchus milii (elephant shark), 1763 nucleotides long. It is a transcript of the gene ggct, whose product is annotated as gamma-glutamylcyclotransferase. Lineage: Eukaryota; Metazoa; Chordata; Chondrichthyes; Chimaeriformes; Callorhinchidae. Gene Ontology annotation, molecular function: gamma-glutamylcyclotransferase activity. The record is from RefSeq and is marked provisional.